AUGGUUAAAGACUGCAAACAUACUAAAUGAGAUGGUCAGAAACUGCAGACAUACUACAGGAGAUGGUCAGGGACUGCAGACAUACUACAGAAGAGGAUCAGAGACUGCAGAAAUACUAAAGGAGAUGAUCAGAGACUGCAGGCAUAUUACAGGAGAGCGUCAGAGACUGCAGACAUACUACAAGAGAUGACCAGAGACUGCAGGCAUAUUACAGGAGAGGGUCAGAGACUGCAGACUUACUGCAGGAGAUGGUCAGAUAAUGCAGACAUACUACAGGAGAGAGUCAGAAACUGCAGACAUACUACAGGAGAUUGCCAGACACUGCAGACAUACUACAGGAGAUUGCCAGACACUGCAGAC
Molecule: messenger RNA, 360 nt
Organism: Staurois parvus
Lineage: Eukaryota; Metazoa; Chordata; Amphibia; Anura; Ranidae
Source: the annotation of a GenBank genome assembly